Molecule: messenger RNA, 3311 nt
Organism: Lathyrus oleraceus (garden pea)
Lineage: Eukaryota; Viridiplantae; Streptophyta; Magnoliopsida; Fabales; Fabaceae
Product: filament-like plant protein 7
Exons: 5
Coding region: 179-3091 (970 amino acids)
Source: RefSeq, a predicted model, not a curated record
GUGGAGAUGUUCAGCAUCCUAUGACAAAUGUCCGUUGGCAGUACUUUUUCUACCAGCCAUUCCAUUUUUCUCAUUUCUUUUACUUUUAUCUCCUAACACCAUUUUAACACCAAAAGCCUUACAAAACCUGUUAAACUACUCUUCUUCUUCAUGCUACAUUUUUCAAGCGUCGUGAAUCAUGAGUCACAAGCCAUGGCAUUGGAGGAAAAAAUCCAUAGAGAAGACAAUCUUUGCAGAUGAAAAAGUUAUCAGUCCUUCUCAAGUCAUUGAAAAAGAGGAAAAAAAUCUUUCAACAGAUACGGUACGCGGAUCGGGAAGAUUGUCACAAAGUCUAAACAAGAAGUUAGCAAAAGUCCUCCUCGAUUCUCCCGUUGAAAUAGAGUCUGAUGAAGAUUUAGACAAAGAAGUGUCUACUGAAGCUAUUACUCCUACCGAUGCAACAUUGCCGGAACCUUUGCAGCCACUAACCUGUGUUCAAGAAGAACAAGAGCAAGCGCCGCGUGUUUCCAUUUCAAAGAUAUCGAAAGAGCAUGAGAAGGUUCAGAAAGAAUUGGAAGAGAAGCUGAGGGAAGCAAAUAAAAGGAUAGAUGAGUUAACUGAUAAGAAUACUUGUUUAACGAAUGUGUUAUUCUUGAAAGAGGAAUCUAUCGGGGAGAUUCUUCGAUGUAAACAAGAAGCAGAUGCUGAGUUUAAGACACUGAUGACAAGGUUAGAUUCUACAGAAAAGGAAAAUGCAUUCUUGAGAUAUGAGUUUCACAUGUUGGAGAAGGAACUUGAGAUACGGAAGGAGGAGAUAGACUAUAGUCGUCAGUACGCGGACGCGUCACACAAACAAUAUCUCGAGAGUUCUCAGAAAGCCUCGGAGUUAGAAUCCGAGUGUCAGAGACUCCGUCUCAUGAUUCAAAGAAGGAAGAGUGAAACUGGAGUGAUGAGAAGAGAGACGGAUACGAGAAGAAAGAAUUCAAAUCCUACACGAGUAUCAGAGGAGAGUAAUGCCUUGAUGAUCAAACGUUUACGAGAUUUGGAUGAGGAAAACAAGGCACUCAGGAGAGUUUUAACCAAGAAAAACUCUGAACUCGAUUCUUCGAGAUUUAUGUAUGGUGAAACAGCUUCCAGGUUAUCACAGGCGGAGACUCUGCUUAGAAAGUUUUCUGAAAAUCACAAGUCCAUGAAGCUAGCAAGGUAUAAUGCUGCGUCAAAUGAACUUCCUUUAAUGUCAAGUUUCGACAUUUCUAGUGAUGAUGAGGCUCUCUCUUCUGGAUCCUGGGCGAACGCGCUUAUUUCAGAACUCGAACAUUUAAGAGUCUCGGAGGCUAAAAUUUACGAGAACAAUAAAGCAUUGGAAGUUCAUCAUGACAUGUAUUCAAUGGAUGAUUUUGUUGAGACGGAAAAAAGAGCUAUUGUUUCGGUUGAUACACCGGAAGGAGGAGGAUACUUAUCUGAUGUAACUGGAAGAGAGAUAGUACCAGUUGAACAAGAUUUUGGCAUUGGUGAGAGGAAUAAAAGACCAUUUGAUUGGCUUCAAAUUGUUUUGAAUGCCAUGUUGGAGGAGAAACGCAUAUCGAAACGAAGUCUCGAUGAAUUAUUUGAUGACAUAAAAAUCGCGCUCGGGUGUAUAAAUCAGUCAACUGCUUGCAAAUCCGAUAUAACUCGAAAGUCCAUUCAUCCGGGAGAAUCUGAUCCUUUUCAUGUUAACAGUUUCAGUGGUUUUAUAGAAGCAGUUCAUAGAAUCAUCAAGCUCAUUGAAGGAAUUGCUCCAAAGUCAUUUAUCUGCAACAAUGGUCAAGAUUGCUUGGAGGAGAAUCAAAAUUCAGACGCAUCGUCUCAAUCACCGAAAUCCAAAGAUUACUUUGUUCAUGUUUUCCAAUGGAAGGUUUCAGACUUGAAUCCACUAUUGCAUCAACUUGUUCACACCUGCAAAAAUUUACUAACAGGGAGAGCCGAUUUCGAAAAUUUUGUCGAGGAAGUUGCAUUUGCUUUGGACUGGAGCAUUACUAAUUGCGCUAACUCCACAAAUGCUUCAAUUGCAAGGGAUAAGAUAAAGAAGCGCUUAAACUCUUUUCUGUCAGUAAAUGAAAAUCAAAUCGAGGUUGAUGAUAAACAAUCUUUUCGCACGCCUUCUGUUGUGUAUCCAGAUGAUCGGUCUGAUGAGAGUAGUCAGUAUAAUUUUGUUGAAGAAAUUAGAAAAUUAAAAGAUGAUCUGACGAAUACAAAAUCGGCGAAGAAAGACUUGGAGGUAAAGCUUCUGUCAGUUAUUGAAGAGAGUAAUAAUUUGACAAAAGAGUGUCAUGAAGCGCAAAAUAGCAUCAGAGUUUUAGAAUCAGAAAUAUUGACAUUGAAAGAAUCAAAAGCUAUGGUUGAAGAGAAGAUUGAAAAACAAAUUAUGAUAAAUGAAGAUCUUGACAUACAACUUACAAUAGCGCAGGCAAAAUUAAAUAACAUCUAUCAAAAGUUCUCGUCGCUAGAAUUUGAAUUUGAGAAUAAAAAGAGCUCGUGCGAGGAAUUAGAAGCAACAUGUCUUGAGCUUCAACUACAGCUAGAAAGCAUUGCGAGGAAGGAUUCUCCAACAGAUGGCAAAUGCGAAGCAGAAAAGAUAUAUCAAACUGGCUGGGAGAUCACAACAGCUUCAUCGAAGUUAGCAGAGUGCCAAGAAAGUAUCAUCAACAUUGGGAAGCAACUCAAGGCACUUGCUUCAUCUAGUGAAACAGCAGUUUUAGACAGGGUUAACUCGACAACUAAUACUAUGGACAUUCCAUCUCAGAAGAACUUGAUCAAACGAGCUUCACUCCGCAACCAUAUGCUAGCCGAGGAUGAUGGUAAAGAAGGGAUGCAUACCAGUGUCGAAAACGAAGAAAGCAAAAGUACGGAAGAUGCACAGAUAGACUCCGUUGUUGAAUCUGAAAAAGAAAGUGCUUUGCAAACUCCUCAUGUCACGGUUAAUGGUUCGGAGCAAAAUGAUAGAAGCAGUGGCACGAGAAAUCAAGCAAUUGUAGUGCAUAAGAAAUAUGGAGGUUUUGAUUUUCUGAGGAAAUUGUUUACAAGAAGAAAGAAAGGGAGGAGUAAAGGAAGCAAAUUAUUACGCAAGGCAUGAUUGUGAAUGGAAAUAAACCUUGCCCAUUCUAUAAGGUUUUCUGUUGCAGAUUUUGAUUGGGAACAUGUAUAUUAUUUGCUUAAUUGAAAUUUCAGAUUAAACGCGUUGAUAAAUAUAUGUACUGAGUUUGGUUUUUAAUACAGUUUUUAUGUGAUUGGCAAAAAUGUAACAAAAAGGAAAUGAUCCUUAUCAAUUAUUAACACUUGCUUCUGUUGUUCAA